AUGGGCUUGUUUUCAAUGUAUACUGGAUUAAUGUACAAUGAUAUAUUUUCAUUAUCAUUAAAAUUGGCAAAACCUGGAUUUGAAUGGAUCAAAAAUGACACUGAUGGAACCUACAAAGUGAUCCAAACUGGCGUUUAUCCAUUUGGAAUUGAUCCAAGUUGGCAUGGUGCAGAGAAUUAUUUGUUAUUUACUAAUUCAUAUAAAAUGAAAAUGUCAAUAAUUUUAGGUGUAAUUCAUAUGAGUUUUGGUAUAAUUCUUACCAUAUACAACUAUACAUAUUUUAAAAAAACCUUGAGUAUUUGGACAGAAUUUUUGCCACAAAUGUUAUUUAUGCAAUCAAUUUUUGGAUACCUUAUGCUUACUAUUAUAUACAAAUGGACAAUUAACUGGUGGGAAACUGACGAAUCAGGUCAAACCAUUAGAAAUAGCCCACCUGGUUUAUUGAAUACGCUGAUAUAUAUGUUUUUACAACCUGGUAAAGUCGCAGCUAAAGAUCAAUUAUAUCCUGGUCAAGAUAAAGUUCAAUUUAUCCUAUUAAUAAUAGCAUUAAUUUGCGUGCCUUGGAUGUUAUUAACAAAACCUCUUAUAAUGAGACAUGAUCAUAAAAAAAUUAGAGCACAAGGUUAUCAUAAUCCACAAACGGAUGCAACACGUAUAUCAACUGAUGAAAAUAAUGAGCAUGGUGGUGCUGUGGUAACAGAGGAGAUUCAUGAAGAGGAAGAAUUUGAUUUUGGUGAAAUCAUGAUUCAUCAAGUUAUACAUACUAUAGAGUUUUGCCUUGGUUGCAUUUCUAAUACUGCAAGCUAUCUACGAUUAUGGGCUUUAAGUUUAGCACAUGCUCAAUUGUCAUCUGUAUUAUGGGACAUGACAUUAAAAACUGCUUUAAAUUACCAAGGUGUCUUGGGAGUAAUUUUAAUUGCUGUUGCAUCAAUUUUUUGGUUUAUUUUAACGAUUGGUAUAUUAAUACUUAUGGAAGGAUUAUCUGCAUUUUUACAUGCUUUACGUUUACAUUGGGUUGAAUUUAAUAACAAGUUUUAUGAAGGUACUGGUAGAAAAUUUGAACCAUUUGGAUUUAAGAGAAUUUUGAAAGAGCAAGAUUAA
Entrophospora sp. SA101 is the source of this 1101-nucleotide messenger RNA. The record is from the annotation of a GenBank genome assembly. Lineage: Eukaryota; Fungi; Glomeromycota; Glomeromycetes; Entrophosporales; Entrophosporaceae.